Messenger RNA from Dendrobium catenatum, 3698 nucleotides. RefSeq names its product phosphatidylinositol 4-phosphate 5-kinase 1-like. Lineage: Eukaryota; Viridiplantae; Streptophyta; Magnoliopsida; Asparagales; Orchidaceae. Gene Ontology annotation, biological process: phosphatidylinositol metabolic process. The coding region runs from base 478 to 2832 and encodes 784 amino acids. The record is from RefSeq and is a predicted model, not a curated record. Gene Ontology annotation, molecular function: ATP binding; 1-phosphatidylinositol-4-phosphate 5-kinase activity. The transcript is spliced from 8 exons.
UGGAACAUGGAGGGAAGGGCAUUUGACAGGCAGCAGAAGGUCAAUUGUGUCAUUUUGUGACUGAACAGCUGUGCCGGAUUAUAUUACGAUGCCCCCUCUCUCCUCUUCUUCUGCAACGUUUCCUAGGCCGAGGGCAACUGCAGCGAGCCAAAGCAAAUCCCCCACCUCUUUCUUCCCCUCUCUUUCUCUCUCUCUCUCCCCUUCCCCUUUCUUCCAGCUUUAGCUUUUCCUUCCGCUUCUUUGUUUUUUGUUUAUAAUUUUACAAAGAGAGUCUUCUAAGCAGUAAUCACUCUCUUUCUCUCUCUUCUCUUUGCUCGUUGAACAAGAGGAUCUGCUGCUUCUUGCCCAAGGCAAGGGCCUCCUGAGGAAGAUAGGCGAGACGGAGCAUUUAGGGUGGGAUAAAGUAAACCUAAGUACGAUCUGGAAGAAUGUGGGGCCCGAUCAGCGGCGUCUGACGGCGGUGGCGGAGUGCAGAGAAUGCGGCGCCAGGUUCUGGCAGACGGAAGAACGGCUAGGGUUAACCGAGGCUGGGUCUUGGAGAGUGCCGGAGGCGAGGUGGAGGUGGAGGUGGAGGCGGAAGGGACAGCGAAGCCAGCCACUGCUAUAAGGAGUAGAUCGGCAGGAGGCGGAGGAGGGAGGAGAGUGACGCCGACGACGUUGGUGGCGGAGGGCGGCCGAGCGGUGGAGGUGGAGAAGGUCCUCUCAAACGGAGAUCUCUACUGCGGCCUUUUUGCCGGAAACGAACCGCACGGCCGGGGAAAGUAUCUUUGGACUGACGGUUGUAUGUAUGAGGGUGAUUGGCGCCGAGGAAAGGCUGCCGGGAAGGGGAAGUUCUCUUGGCCGUCGGGUGCGACCUUCGAAGGAGAGUUCAAGACCGGGAGAAUGGAGGGUUUCGGGACGUUCAUCGGUGCCGACGGUGACACGUACCGUGGUUCUUGGAUCGCCGAUCGGAAGCACGGCUUUGGUUGUAAAUCCUACGCGAACGGUGACUUCUACGAGGGGGAGUGGCGGCGAAACCUGCAGGACGGUCAAGGCCGCUACGUCUGGCGCAAUGGUAACCAAUACAUUGGAGAGUGGCGCAACGGCGUAAUCACCGGCAGGGGAGUGCUCAUCUGGGGCAACGGCAACCGUUACGAUGGUCAGUGGGAUAAUGGCGUGCCCAAAGGGAGCGGUGUCUUCACUUGGCCUGAUGGCAGCUGCUACGUUGGAAGCUGGAGCAAGGACCUCAAAAGCCAGCAGCAGCUCAACGGAACCUUCUACCCUGCUGCCACACUCUCCGGAGGUGCUAGUAGGAGUUCAUUCUCUUACCUGGAGGACAAUCUGCCUCCGUUUCCAGCGUCAAGGAAGCGGUCGUCUGUUGACGUUACCCUGGCCAGGUGCAGUGCCGCUGAGAAGAACUUCCCUAGGAUCUGUAUAUGGGAGUCCGAUGGUGAUGCAGGUGACAUCACCUGCGAUAUUAUCGAUACUUUUGAGGCCUCCAUGCUCUACAAGGACGGAACAGAGUUUUCCCAGGAAAGUGAUCUUUCUAGGGAGCUCCGGCGCCGAAAUCCUUGCUGUUUUACUACUAGCGAAUUUAAGAAGCCGGGGCAAACAAUAUCGAAGGGGCAUAAGAACUACGAUCUGAUGCUUAACCUUCAAUUGGGCAUCAGAUACUCUGUGGGAAAACCAGCUGCAUUGCAGAUGAGGGAGCUAAGAUCCAGUGAUUUUGAUCCAAGGGAAAAAUAUUGGACAAGAUUUCCUCCUGAAGGAUCAAAGAUUACCCCGCCCCACCAGACAGCAGAGUUCAGGUGGAAAGACUACUGCCCCAUGGUGUUCAGACAUCUGAGAAAAUUGUUUGCAGUGGAUCCAGCCGAUUAUAUGAUGGCCAUAUGCGGUAAUGAUGCUCUGAGAGAGCUAUCUUCCCCGGGAAAGAGCGGAAGCUUCUUCUAUCUAACUCAGGAUGAUCGCUUCAUGAUCAAAACAGUGAAGAAAUCAGAAGUCAAGGUUCUCAUUAGGAUGCUAGCUAGCUAUUACCAACAUAUUUGCAAGUAUGAGAGUUCAUUAGUUACAAAGUUCUAUGGGGUGCAUUGCGUGAAGCCAAAUGGUGGACAGAAGGUUCGUUUCAUUGUAAUGGGCAACCUAUUCUGCUCAGAGUAUAGAAUUCAUAGACGCUUCGACCUAAAAGGCUCAUCUCAUGGCCGGACUACAGAGAAAGCUGAGGAAGAGAUUGAUGAGACCACAACUCUGAAGGAUUUGGAUCUUAAUUUUGUAUUCCGCUUGCAAUCAACUUGGUUCAAGAAACUUAUUUGGCAAAUUGAACGGGAUUGUGAAUUUCUGGAAGCAGUAGGUAUAAUGGAUUAUAGUCUUUUGGUGGGACUUCAUUUCAGAGAUGAUUUAUCAGCUUCUAAGAUGGGGAUGCCUGCUGCUUCAGAAAAAAUUUCUAGCAAGAGUGAACCAUUACCAGGUGGACGGACCUUGGUUGAGGUUUGCUUCUCGGAGUUAGGUUGGCGGGAUACUAACAGAUUUGUUGAUGGAAGAAAACAGCCGAUUCGUCUGGGCGCAAAUAUGCCAGCGAGGGCUGAGUACGUGUUGAGGUGGAGCGACUCGGAUCAUUCCCCUAUUGCUGGUGGCGGCCUUCUAAUGCCUCCCGCUCGAAACGGCGAAGUCUACGAAGUCAUCCUCUAUUUUGGAGUGAUUGACAUUCUUCAAGAUUACGAUAUCAGUAAGAAACUCGAACACGCAUACAAGUCGCUGCAAGUUGAUCCCACUUCCAUCUCAGCUGUGGACCCAAAGCUUUACUCGAGAAGAUUUCGAGAUUUCAUCAGCAGAGUCUUCAAGGAAGACGAUGAUUGAUCAAAAAGGAAGUAGAGAUUAUGCCAGUUAUUUUUACAAGUUGAUGAUGGGAACCAACAUGAUUCCAACCUCAUCGAUGGAAAGCCAAUAUAGAAAUGAUGAGAAAGCCAAGGCUUCAUAACCGGCAGCGAGUGUUACGCUACUGCAAUCGGUGAGCGGGGCUGAUUUUUGAAGCUCAGCCAUGGAGGUGAGUGAGACUGUACAUGCCAAAUUUGGGGGGAGGGAGGUUCGUGGGACAUUUUUUUUGUUAAUUUUUUAAACUUUUUAAGUUUUCCCGUUUGGAGAACGAUGCUACAGUAAGGAAAAGUAAUAGGGCGAUAUUGCUGUUUGAAUAGGGAGGGGGGAGGGCAAAGGAAAGCUUUUGUUUUGGCGUUUUGGCAAUUUGAAUAAUGCGGAUGUACAGAAAAGAAGUAUGAUUAUGAGAUGAGGAUGUGGCCGAUGAUGAUGAUGAUGAUUAUGAUGGGUGGAUUAUUAUGAUUAUAUUAUUAUAUUAUUUAAAAUAUUUCACAAUCUAACCUUUCAUUUCUCACCAUGGACCCCUACUCUCUUUUUCUCCUCCCACCAUUGUGCGGUUGUUUUCUCUUUUGCAGAAUUAUAUUCGUCUUAGGAGGUUGUAGCCCUUUUGCAGAGACGCAGCAGAGCGCCUUGUUGGAAGUGGUAAAAAAGCAAAGCUUUGCUGUAAUAAGAAUUUGUAGAGUUGGAGUGUAAUGUGCGUGUUUGAUUUCUUCUGUGAGAGAGAGAGGGAGAGAGCGCAUCAAAAGGAGUGUAAAGCGUUACAACGAAGAUGCAGGGGCCGAUCCGAUAUGCUCUUUCUGUAUCUCUGCCAAUAAUUUAUUCUCUUAUAUUCAUUUACCAUAUUCUCCCCC